AUGGUGAACAACAAACAAACUUUCAAAUCCCAAGAAGUGACAAUCAUUCCGCCUUUUCAAAACACACUGAAAGUAAAGGCUGGCAACCCCUCUCACAAUGGCCAUGUGUGCAGCACAUGGGGUAACUUCCACUUCAAAACCUUUGAUGGGGACAUCUUUUACUUCCCUGGAGCCUGCAAUUACAUCUUUGCAUCCAACUGCAAGUCUUCCUAUGAGGACUUCAACAUCCAGAUUAGGCGUACAAUGGCGGAAAAUGCUACCGUGAUCACUCACGUCAUCAUGAAGCUGGAAGGAGCAGUGAUUGAACUGACCCGUGGCUCUGUCCGGCUAGACAACAAAUUGGUUCAGAUGCCCUACAGCCAUAUGGGAGUCUUGAUAGAGAGAAGUAACAACUAUCUGAAAGUUUCUGCCAAGUUAGGACUGACCUUCCUUUGGAAUGAACAGGAUGCCCUCCUGGUGGAACUAGAUAAGAAAUAUGCCAAUCAGACUUGUGGACUUUGUGGGGACUUCAAUGGAAUUCCAGUUAACGAUGAAUUUAUUUCAGGGAAGACAAAACUAACUCCCAUACAGUUUGGUAAUAGGCAGAAGAUGGAUGGACCCACAGAGCAGUGUGAUGAUCCUAUUCCUUCUACUGUUCAGAUGAACUGCUCAGCAGAAUUUGCUUCUAUCUGUGAGACAGUAUUAACCAGUAAAGCAUUUACAAGUUGCAACAUGCUUGUCAAUGUUCAGGACUACAUCGAAACUUGCAUACAAGACCUAUGCCACUGUGAUAGUUCUAUGGCUGACUUCUGCAUGUGUAAUACUUUUGCUGAAUACUCCCGGCAGUGUGCUCAUGCAGGUGGACAGCCUCUGAACUGGAGAACCUCAGAACUGUGUCCCAAAUCAUGUCCGUUCAACAUGCAAUACCACGAGUGUGGCUCUCCCUGCUCUGACACAUGCAGCAACCCGGAACGAUCUGCACUUUGUGAAGACCACUGUACAGAUGGCUGCGUCUGUCCUCCAGGAAUGGUGUUUGAUGACGUUAAUGGUGCUGGCUGCAUUCCCCGUAGAGAAUGCCACUGUACCUAUGAAGGUGAAACUUAUGCUCCUGGUGCCUCCUUCUCAUCUAAAUGCAGAUCAUGUACCUGUGUUGGAGGUGAAUGGUCUUGUGUCACUCAGUCAUGCCCUGGGACUUGCAGUAUUGAAGGAGGCUCCCACAUUUCAACGUUUGAUGAGAAACAUUACUCUUUCUUCGGAGACUGUAGCUAUGUCCUAACCAAGCUCUGUGACAGCAAUGAAUUCACGGUUCUGGGAGAUAUCCACAAGUGUGGCCUGACUGAAACUGAAACGUGCCUCAAGGGUAUAGCCAUCAGCCUGAGUGGAGGACAAACUAACAUUAUGAUCCAACCUUCUGGUAGUGUAUUUGUGAAUAUGAUCUACACACAGCUGCCAUUCUCAGCAGCAAAUGUCACCAUCUUCAGACCUUCAUCUUUCUUCAUCAUUCUGCAAACAACCUUUGGUCUUCAGCUACAGGUUCAACUUGUGCCUUUCAUGCAACUUUUUAUAGACUUAGACCCCUCACAUAAAGGGCAGACCUGUGGUCUCUGUGGAAACUUCAAUGAUAUGCAGACAGAUGAUUUCAAAACCACCAGUGGUGUAAUAGAGGGUACUUCAGCUGCCUUUGGCAAUACUUGGAAAACUCGGGCUGAUUGUCCUGAUGCCAAAAAUACCUUUGAGAACCCCUGUACUGUCAGCAUACAAAAUGACCAGUACGCCCAGCACUGGUGUGGACUGCUCUCUGACACUACGGGACCUUUUGCUGAAUGUCACUCAACAGUGAAUCCAGAAGUUUACGAGAAGAACUGCAUGUUUGACACGUGUAACUGUGAGAAGAGUGAGGACUGCAUGUGUGCUGCCCUUUCAAGCUACAUCAGAGCCUGUGCUGCUAAAGGAGUUCUCCUCCCCGGAUGGAGAAGCAAAGCCUGCACAAAAUACACCACCUUGUGUCCGAAAUCUUUGAAGUACACUUACAAUGUCGAUACGUGUCAACCCACCUGCCGGUCUCUGAGUGAGCCUGAUGUCACAUGCAGCAUUAAGUUUGUCCCAGUUGACGGCUGCACCUGCAUAAAUGGAACAUACAUGGAUGAAACUGGCAAAUGUGUGCCUGCAUCUAGCUGUCCUUGUUACUACAAAGGAAUGCCUCUGUCUUCCGGAGAAGUUAUUCAUGAUAAUGGUGUUGUCUGCACUUGCACCUAUGGAAAGCUCAGCUGCAUUGGAGAGAAACCUGAACCAGUCUGUGUACCUCCCAUGGUUUAUAUCGACUGUGGUAACACCACAGAUGCAGAUGUGGUAGGAGCAGGAUGCCAGAAGAGCUGUCAGACUCUAGAUAUGGAAUGUUACAGAACUCACUGUGUCUCUGGCUGUGUAUGUCCUCAUGAUCAAGUGUCAGAUGGCAAAGGAGGCUGUAUAGCUCCAGAAGACUGUCCAUGUAUUCACAAUGGGAAUUCCUACAGUCCAGGAGAAUCAAUCAGAGUUGGCUGUAACAACUGCACAUGUAGAAACAGAAAAUGGCAUUGCUCUGAGGAACCCUGCCUGGAAACAUGUUCUGUUUAUGGAGAUGGGCAUUAUACCACCUUUGAUGGCAAACGUUUUGAUUUUGAAGGAGACUGUGAAUAUGUUCUAGUCCAGAACUACUGUGGUCAACAAGCUAUGAAUCAGGGAACCUUCAGAGUCAUCACUGAGAACAUUCCAUGUGGCACUACAGGAACCACCUGCUCUAAGUCUAUUAAAGUUUUCUUGGGGAACUAUGAGCUGGUACUCAGUGAUGGACACUCUGAUGUCAUCCAGAGGACACCUGGAGGAAAAAUGCCAUUCCAAAUCCGUUCCAUGGGUAUCUACCUGGUAGUUGACACCACUGCUGGUCUGAUACUCAUGUGGGACAAGAAGACCAGUAUAUUCAUCAAACUUAGUCCCGGCUUUCAGGGACAUGUUUGUGGACUUUGUGGAAACUAUGAUGGCAAUGGAAAUAAUGACUUCACUACUCGCAGUCAGUCUGUGGUAGGAAAUGUGCUGGAGUUUGCCAAUAGCUGGAAAGUGUCUUCUAGUUGCCCAAAUGCCAAUCGUACCAAGGAUCCAUGCACUGCAAACCCGUACAGGAAAGCCUGGGCACAGAAGCAAUGCAGCAUCAUUACCAGUGAAGUGUUUGCAAAGUGUCACUCCCAGGUUGAACCAAACGAAUAUUAUCAAGCAUGCGUGGAUGAUGCUUGUGCCUGCGACACUGGAGGAGACUGUGAAUGUUUCUGUACAGCAGUAGCUGCCUAUGCUCAAGCAUGCAAUGAGCUGGACAUUUGCAUUUCAUGGAGAACCCCAUCCAUAUGUCCUCUGUUCUGUGAUUACUACAAUCCGCAAGGGGAAUGUGAGUGGCACUACAAACCAUGUGGAGCCCCUUGUAUGAAGACCUGCAAUAAUCCAAGUGGGAACUGCCUUCAUGAGAUGAGAGGUUUGGAAGGCUGCUAUCCACAUUGUCCAAAAAAUAAGCCCUAUUUUGAUGAAGAAACCAUGACCUGUGUUUCUAAUUGUGGUUGUUAUGAAAAUGGGAAAAACUACAAACCAGGAAUGGAGAUGCCUCCAAAGCAGAAUUGUGAAUCAUGUGAAUGUACAAUUCAUGGCAAAGAAUGCAGAUAUGACGAAUAUGAAUGUGUCUGCUUCUAUGAGGGACAGAAAUAUAACUACAAAGAUGUGGUCUACAACACUACAGACGGAAUAGGAGGGUGUAUUGUUGGAAUCUGUGGUCCCAAUGGAACACUUGAAAGGAUUAUCUAUGAAUGUCCAAUCUCAACAUCACCCACAACAGCAACAACAUUUCAUUUCAGCACUACACCACCUGCCAGUACUUCCACAGUGUCACCAACGACAUCAGUAUGUGUUCAUGAGGUCUGUGAGUGGUCAGAAUGGUAUGAUGGCAGUCUGCAAACCCCUGGCUAUGACGGUGGAGAUUUUGAAACUUUCAAUGAUUUAAGAGCUAAAGGUUAUGAAGUUUGUAACGCUCCACGGGAUGUUCAAUGCAGAGCAGAAAAAUUCCCUGAUAUACCACUGCAAGACCUUGGCCAAAAAGUAGAAUGCAUUUCUACAACUUCUGAAAGUACAACAUUGAUACAUUCAACAUCUGAAGAAACAACAACCACAACCAUAAUGACAAAACCUGUCACCACCUUGCCUUCAACACCUUCUCUUUGCUUUAAAGAAGAAUGUUACUGGUCCAGAUGCCCCAUCACCAGCCCCACCAGCACUAUUACCAGAAUUGAACCUUUCUGGACUAGGACUCCAUCUCCGAUUUUGACAACCCCGUGUUUCUGCAAGAUUGGUGACUCUAUUUUUUCACCUGGUGAUUUGAUUUACAACAGAAUGGAUAGUGAUGGAUGUAGAUUUUAUGCCAUCUGUAGCCCAGUAUGUACUAUUGAACGACACAGUGUACCUUGUAAUGUCACUACUCCUUUAACCACUACUUCCUCCGAGUGGUCUACCACAACAACAUCAGUUCCUCUGCCAACCACUUCGAAAAGUUUUCAUGGCUGUGUUUCUAGUACAUACCCUCCCCUACAGCCUGGAGAACGUUUCAAAUUAUCCAACUGUACAGAAGUCAUCUGUAAAGGAGACAAUGAUAUAGAUGUAGUACCAACAUACUGCCCACCUGUAAAGGAAAUUACCUGUGCAAACAAAUAUCCUGCAGUCCUAGUACCUGAUGAAAAUGGCUGCUGUUACCGAUAUGAGUGUCAAUGUGUGUGUAGUGGAUGGGGUGAUCCUCAUUACAUCACAUUCGAUGGAAUCUACUAUACUUUCCUUGAAAACUGCACUUAUGUCCUGGUGAAACAGAUUGUUCCUAAAUAUGACAACUUCCGUGUUUACAUUGACAAUUAUUACUGCGAUGCAAAAGACGGACUCUCCUGCCCUAAAUCCAUUAUUAUUUUCUACAAAUCUGCAGAAGUGGUGUUGACUCGGGAACUCAUGAAUGGUGUCAUGACCAAUGUGAUGUACUUCAACAAAAAGAUUGUCAAACCAGGCUUCGAAAAAGAUGGCAUUUCUUUCUCCACUCUUGGCAUCAAUAUGAUUGUUGAAAUAAAAGAGAUUGGUGCAACUAUCACCUUUAGUGGUCUAAUCUUCUCCGUGAAACUCCCAUACAGCAAAUUUGGCAACAACACCGAAGGACAGUGUGGAACAUGUACAAAUAACAAAGCAGAUGAAUGCCGUUUACCAAGCGGUAAGAUCAUUUCUUCCUGUCCUCAAAUGGCUCAUCACUGGAUUGUUGAUGACAACAGGACAUGUCAUGGAGUACCAGUAGUACCACCUAUAACCACACCUCCACCAAAGCCUCAUUGUGAAACACCUCCUCUCUGCAAGCUUAUCUUGAGCGAGAUUUUUGCAGAAUGUCAUGCUGUGAUACCACCAGAACCAUUUUUCAAAGGCUGUGUUUUCGAUGGAUGUCGUAUAGAUGAUGAAUCCAUGCAGUGUUCCAGUUUGGAGAUAUAUGCUACAGAGUGUGCGUCUAGAGGUGUCUGCAUUGACUGGAGAGGAAAGACCAACAAUACAUGCUCAUUGAGCUGCCCAGCAAGCUUGGUAUACAAGCCAUGUGGGCCCAUUAAUCCUGAUACCUGUGAUCAAAGCUCUAUUGAGCAUCCUGGCUAUGGAAUAACUGAAGGCUGUUUCUGUCCUGAAGGAAUGACACUCCUGCGUGCAGAGAGCAAUAUCUGUGUCCCUGAAUGUUCUUGCAGGGAACCCAAUGGAGUACCCAGAUGGCCAGGAGAAAAAUGGACAAAAGAUUGCCAGGAAUGUGUCUGUGACAAAAAUACUCUUAAGGUGCACUGUACAAAACACAAAUGUUCUCUGACACAGCAAGUAUUUUGUGAUGAACCGGGUUACAUGCCUGUUCAGAUACAGAUACCAGAAGAUCCAUGCUGUACCAGGACUGAGUGCUACUGCAACACCAGCCUCUGCCCUGAGGUCACACCCCAGUGUUUAGAGGGACAAGAAAUAAUCACAAUAAUGCAGCCUGGAAAAUGCUGUCCUACCUUUGAAUGCAGACAUGGCUGUGUAGUCAAUGAAACUUACUAUGCGCCUGGAGCUGCCAUUCCAUCAGGCCCCUGUGAAGAAUGCACCUGCUCUAAAUCCUCUUACGUAAGGCCUCACCAUGCUACUGUCAAGUGUGAGCCUGUUACCUGUGACACAUACUGCCCACUGGGUUAUAAGUAUACAGAGGAACCGGGACAGUGCUGCGGCACGUGCAAGGCAGAGGCUUGUGUGGUGACUGUGAGAGACAACAUUACACACGUGGUCUAUGAAGGAGAAUACUGGAACCCACCUGGUGAUAACUGUACAGUUUACACAUGUGAAAAACAUGCUGACCAGUUCAUUCAAGUCGUCAGACAGACAAGCUGUCCUGCCUUUAACCCUGAUGAAUGUGAUCCAAAUGACAUCAAGUUAUCUGACGAUGGUUGCUGUAUAGAGUGCCGAAGAAUACCGAAGCUUUGUAUGAAGCAUAAUACUACGGCUGUCAUCAAAUAUAAUGGAUGUGUAUCUCCUGCACCUGUUGAGAUGACAUACUGUGAAGGUAGCUGUGAUGCUUACUCACGAUAUUCUCAAAAGACAAACACAAUGGAACACAAAUGCUCAUGUUGUCAGGAAAUCAAGACCAGCCAAAGAAAGGUGACUCUGACAUGCAGUGACGGAACCUACCUUGAUCACUCAUAUACCUACGUGGAGAAAUGCAGCUGUGUGACUGCUCAGUGCAUUCCCCAAGACAACACCCAACAGGAGACAAACCAGACAAAGACCUCUCAGGAACAGGCAAAUGUCAAAAAUUAGAACUGGAGAGAAGUCGCCAAACAAGGGCUGGACAUAAGACUACAAUAAAAAAACUUUGAAAAAAUACAGAAGUGUCAAGAGCAGCUAAAAUUUUGGAUGAACAGAUGAUAUUUUCUGCAUAAAACCCCAAUAUGUCUUCUCUACGUAAUUUCAGUUUUCAUUAUCAAUAUAUCUCCCAUUUUUUCUUUCAUGUCUUUUACCUUCUUGAGAAGUACAGCAUAAGGUCAUCUUGUCAUUUUCUGUUCAUUUGUCUUCUGAAAAGUGCUGUAACAUAAGAUUGAGAGAUGGAUUUUUAAUAACAUUUUCAUUCCAGUUCAUUGAGACAAAUCAAAAGAUAAAUCCAGAAAACAAACAAAACCCAAGGAAAACUGUACCUCUCUGCUUCUAUAUGUUUCUUUUUGCAUUGAGGAAAACUUACACUGCAGAAAGCCAUACUUUUUCAAAACUGUAAACUUCAAUAUUUUGGACAAUUUAUGAUGGACAUAUUUCCCUAUAUAUUUUUUGUGAGAAAAAGGAAAAAAUCCUAUUAUGAGAAGCUGCUGCACACUACUUUUUGUUUACAUAACACCAUCAGCAUAGUAACUGUAUGAAAAUAUGGAUUUUUUUUGUUUUGUUUGUGGUUAACUGUUUACAGAAGAAGUAUAUAUAUAUAUAUUUGCCAACAGGGGCAUAUGAAGGAUUUUUUUAAAACAAAAGUUUAUUAUUAAUAAUAAUAAUAAUAAUAAUAAUUGUAAAUUCUUUCUUAGGAACCUUGUAAAAGUUGAACCAUUGCUAUUUAUUAUUUUUUUUGGAAAACUGAUUUAUUGGGUCAUUUCUUUCAGAAUUAUUGUUAUCCCAUUUCUUAGUCUCAGCCAUGUUGUCUGGGUAUGGUAUAUUUUCUUCUUUUUUUUUGAAUAUUGUUUUAUUUUUGUUCCUUAUGGGGGGGGGGAAGCAAUGAUGAUUAAUAAAUU
Molecule: messenger RNA, 7787 nt
Organism: Neopelma chrysocephalum (saffron-crested tyrant-manakin)
Lineage: Eukaryota; Metazoa; Chordata; Aves; Passeriformes; Pipridae
Product: mucin-5AC-like
Exons: 50
Coding region: 1-6837 (2278 amino acids)
Cellular component (GO): extracellular matrix
Molecular function (GO): protein binding
Source: RefSeq, a predicted model, not a curated record